AUGUUGGAUUCUAAGCUGAGAUUCUUCCUUCAGAAAUGUCUAGUGCUUGAACAGGCGAAGCAAGUCCACGCACAGUUAGUAGUGAACCGCCAUAACCAUCUUGAAUCCAUCUUGAUCCACCAAACUCUUCACUUCACAAAAGACUUCUCUAGAAAUGUCUUCAACUACGCCAAGAGAAUCCUCCAGGGGCUUCAGAUUUCAACUCGGAAGGAUUCUUCUUUCUCCUGGGGAUGUCUCGUCAGGUUCUUGAGCCAGCACAGAAAGUUCAAAGAAACGGUUAGCUUGUACAUGGAAAUGCACAGCUCUGGCAUCUCUCCAAGCUCACACGCUAUAACCUCAGUGUUGAGAGCUUGUGGUAAGACAGAGAACAUGAUUGAUGGUAACUCGAUUCAUGCCCAGGCUCUCAAGACUGGAUUGUGUGGCUGUGUUUAUGUACAGACAGGUCUUGUAGGUUUGUAUUCAAGACUCGGUUACAUUGACAUGGCAAAGAAGGCCUUUGAUGAUAUCUCUGAGAAGAACACUGUUUCUUGGAACUCGCUUUUACAUGGAUAUCUCGAAAGUGGGGAUUUUGAUGAAGCUCGUAGAGUCUUUGACGAGAUUCCAGAGAAAGAUGUGGUCUCAUGGAAUCUAAUCAUCUCCAGCUAUGCUAAAAAGGGUGACAUGAGCAAUGCGUGCUCUUUGUUUCAGGCCAUGCCUUUGAAAAGCUCAGCUUCUUGGAAUAUCUUGAUUGGUGGGUAUGUGAAUUGCAGGGAGAUGAAGCUAGCAAGAACCUACUUUGAUGCAAUGCCACAGAAGAAUAGCGUCUCUUGGAUCACAAUGGUUUCAGGGUACACGAAAUCAGGCGAGGUUGAGUCUGCUGAGGAGCUUUUUAGGCAGAUGUUCAAGAGAGACAAACUCGUUUACGAUGCAAUGAUUGCUUGCUAUGCUCAGAACGGCAAGCCAAAGGAUGCUCUGAAGCUGUUCUCUCAGAUGCUUGAAAGCAGUUCAGAUAUUCAGCCUGAUGAGAUCACGCUGUCGAGUGUUGUAUCAGCUUAUUCACAGUUGGGUGAUACAAGUUUUGGUUCAUGGGUUGAGUCGUAUGUGACAGAGCAUGGAAUCAAGUUUGAUGAUCUUUUAGUGACCUCUCUGAUUGAUCUUUACAUGAAAGGUGGAGACUUUGACAAGGCAUUCAAGUUGUUCAGUAAGCUACACAAGAAGGAUACAGUUUCUUACUCAGCUAUGAUCAUGGGGUGUGGGAUAAACGGAAAGGCCAUGGAAGCUAACACCUUGUUUAAAGAGAUGGUCGAAAAGAAGAUUCUUCCGAAUCUAGUAACCUUCACAGGGCUGUUAUCAGCGUAUAGCCAUUCGGGUCUUGUUCAAGAAGGCUAUAAAUGCUUCAACUCCAUGAAAGACUACAACUUGGAACCUUCAGCUGAUCAUUAUGGGAUCAUGGUGGAUAUGUUGGGACGAGCCGGGAGGCUAGAGGAAGCAUAUGAGCUGAUCAAGAGUAUGCCAAUGCAGGCUAACGCUGGAGUUUGGGGAACGUUGCUUUUAGCUAGUGGGUUACACAACAACGUUGAGUUUGGGGAGAUUGCUUGCAGGCACUGCGUUGAGCUAGAGACGGAUCCUUCCGGUUAUCUUUCGAGACUUGCUAAUAUUUAUACUUCAGUUGGUAGAUGGGACGAUGCAAGGAAGGUUAGAGAAGCUAUGGAAGAGAAGAAACUUCGUAAGACACUUGGGUGUAGCUGGGUUUGA
Messenger RNA from Microthlaspi erraticum, 1734 nucleotides. NCBI's taxonomy places the organism in Eukaryota, Viridiplantae, Streptophyta, Magnoliopsida, Brassicales, Brassicaceae. The record is from the annotation of a GenBank genome assembly.